Lucilia sericata (common green bottle fly) is the source of this 336-nucleotide messenger RNA. RefSeq lists its product as uncharacterized. The transcript is spliced from 2 exons. The record is from RefSeq and is a predicted model, not a curated record. The annotation marks the transcript as partial. Lineage: Eukaryota; Metazoa; Arthropoda; Insecta; Diptera; Calliphoridae.
AUGUUUUGCAAAUAUUUGUAUUUAUGGCUUGUGAUUCUCUUAAUAUUUAUCGUAUAUAAAACUGAUGGAAGCACUAUUCAUUUAUCAAAAGAUUCCAGAUUAUGGAAUAGUUUUCAGGUCAAACAAUGUCGUCAAAAAUGUUAUACAGAGAUUCUGCACGAAAAUUUUGUAAUGGGAAAUCCAUCCAAUUUCGAUAAAUGUCACAAAAAUCCAGAUUGUUUUAUGUGCUACGAUUAUUGCCAGGCUGUCACGAAGGCUGCUGUGGAUUUGGCCCAGUCAAUGUGUUCCGAUCAGGUUUACUGUUCUAAAGGAUGUCGCAUUGCAUGUCUUUAUCAU